This is a messenger RNA of Aspergillus wentii DTO 134E9, 996 nucleotides long. RefSeq names its product thioredoxin-like protein 1. Lineage: Eukaryota; Fungi; Ascomycota; Eurotiomycetes; Eurotiales; Aspergillaceae. The transcript is spliced from 3 exons. Bases 1 to 996 code for a protein of 331 amino acids. The record is from RefSeq and is a predicted model, not a curated record.
AUGUCGCUGGUCCAGAUCUCCUCGAAGGAGCAAUUCAGCUCCCUUCUCACCUCCUCCACCAUCGUUGUAUCAGACUUCUACGCGGACUGGUGCGGACCAUGCAAAGCUAUCGCCCCCGUCUACGAACAGCUGGCUAGACAGCUGUCGCGCCCGGGCAGGAUCACUUUUACCAAGGUCAACGUGGAUCACCAGCAGGAUAUUGCGAAGACAUAUGGCGUCACCGCGAUGCCAACCUUUAUCGUUUUCGAAAAAGGCCGUCCCACAUCGACCGUCCGCGGCGCUGACCCUAAAAAGCUCAACGAAGUCGUCCAGAAACUGGCAUCGGAAGCAAGCAAAACAGAACCAUCUGGAGGCGAGGCAUCCGGGGAGUCCAGCGCAGGGAACUGGAUCGGGGCUGCCAUCGCCAAGGGAUAUGGUGACAUUACGGACCAGUACGAUCCCAAGGGCCUGGAACUGUUGAACCGGGACAGCGAAUUCGGCACGGCCAGGACAUUGUUCGAGCCAUCCAAGCCGUCGGCGUUGAGUAACAAUGGCAAGGGCAAGGCGGGAAGCGCAGACUGGGUUGAGAGUGACACCGACGAGCAGUUGAUGCUCUUUAUUCCCUUCCAGUCCUCGCUCAAGGUGCAGUCGCUACAUGUGACUUCUUUGCCUCCCUCGUCCAGCGACGACGACGAUGAUGAGCUCCCCAUGCGACCCAAGACUUUGCACCUUUACACCAACCGCUCCCAUGUGCUGGGAUUCGACGAGGCAGAGGACAUCCCGGCUGUGCAGACGGUGACCAUCCAGCCCGAGGACUGGGAUUCCAAGACGGGCACAGCCAAGGUUGAUCUGCGUUUUGUCAAGUUCCAGAACGUUACGUCGCUGGUUGUGUUCUUUGUGGACGGCGACGGCGACAGUGACAAGUUGCGGGUGGACAGAAUUCGCAUUCUGGGAGAAGCUGGCGAGAAGAGAGAAAUGGGCAAGUUGGAGAAGAUUGGUGACGAGCAGGGCGAAUAG